CCCUCACUCACUAGCACAGCAGCUAUCUACUCCGGUCAUCUAUUUUACAUCAUCCUCUCCUCAUCCUCCGUUUCGUCCAGACUGCUAUUGACCUAUUGCGCUCGCCAUUCCCAGCAUCGCUUCUGUGCCGCGUCCCCGAUCGAGCUCCGACUGCCUCGGCCAUUGCCGGCCCAUCGCAAGUGGUUCCCUUCGACGUCGCCUACUCGCCGCCCCGCUUGAAUGCCCCUGAUUCUUGCUAGCUUUGGAAAGGGAAUGCAAAACGAUGCCACCCAGGCAGGUCCGGUAUCAGCCUCUUGAAAAUGCCACUGAGGUAGAGCUCGACGGAGGCGACCUGUCCGAUGAAGACCCCAAGGCACCCCAGACCUUCACCCUGCGCUCCGGCCCAUCAGCUAGCGACGCCGCUUCCUCAAGCGAGGUCGCUUUGCUAGGCUCCUCCGCUUCUGGCACGUCCCCCAGACGACGAAAAUAUUCCGAUACCGUUGCCAGCCGCUUCUGCGUCGGCCCCAAGCUCACCAAGCAAUAUAUUGCCUUCUCAGUCCUCAUAUUAGCGGUCAUUGUCUCGGUCAUUGGUGGCGGUGGCUACUGGUUCUACACUAAGGGUCAGAUCAAUGGGCAGUCUCCGCCAUGGUACCCGACACCGCUAGGCGGGACAUUGCCAUCAUGGCAAGCCAGCUACGACAAGGCUCAGAAAUUGGUUGAGCGUAUGAGCCUCGUGGAGAAGGUCAAUAUCACCACGGGCACAGGAUGGGCAAUGGGACUUUGUGUGGGCAAUACUGCUCCUGCACUGAGUGCUGGUUUCCCCGGUCUCUGUCUUCAGGACGGACCUCUGGGGAUACGAUUUGCAGACCAUGCAACCUCCUUUCCCGCUGGCAUCACGGUGGGCGCCACCUGGAACCGUGACUUGAUGCGUCGCCGCGGCGCUGCUCACGCACGUCAGGCAAGGCUCAAGGGCGUCAAUAUUAUUCUUGGCCCAGCAAUGGGACCACUGGGUCGAAACCCAGCUGGCGGCAGAACGUGGGAAGGAUUUGGUAGCGAUCCAGUCGUGCAAGGCAUAGCGGCAUACGAGACCAUUCAAGGCAUCCAAUCACAAGGUGUCAUGGCAACUGCCAAACACUAUAUCGGCAACGAGCAAGAGCAUUUCCGUCGGCCUCUGGAGUGGGGUCUCCCGGAGGCUCUUUCUUCCAAUAUCGAUGAUCGCACUCUGCACGAACUCUACGCUUGGCCCUUUGCCGAGAGCGUAAGAGCCGGAGUGGCCAGCAUCAUGUGUUCCUACCAGAUGGUCAACAACUCUUACGCUUGUGCGAACAGUAAGUUGAUGAAUGGUCUCUUGAAGGAUGAGCUCGGUUUCCAAGGCUUUGUCCAGUCGGACUGGUUGGCCCAGCGCAGCGGUGUUGCUAGCGCUCUCGCAGGCCUCGAUAUGUCCAUGCCCGGUGACGGACUGUAUUGGCAGGAUGGAAGGUCACUCUUCGGUGAGCAGCUCACAAUCGCGGUGCUCAAUGGCUCUCUUCCCAUGACCAGGCUCAACGAUAUGGUCACACGAAUCGUUGCUGCAUGGUAUCAGCUAGGACAAGACUCCUGGACCUCUGAAGGACCCAAUUUUUCUUCAUGGACCCAGGAUAAAUACGGCUAUCCACAUGCUGGCAGCAAUAGCAAACAAGAAAAAGUUCUCGUUAACAAAUAUGUCGAGACAGAGAAUGAUGAAAGCAGACAAUUAGCCCGAGAAGUCGCAAGCGAGGGCACCAUCCUACUAAAGAACGAAGAUUCAAUCUUGCCGCUGAAUCCUACGCUUUCCGAGUUGGGAACCGAGACCCCCAAGCGAGUCGCCGUUAUUGGGGAGGACGCCGGCCCUGGAAAGGGACCUAACUACUGCGAGGAUCGGGCUUGCAAUCAAGGCACCCUCGCUGUGGGUUGGGGUUCCGGUGCGACAGAUUUCACUUACCUCGUCGACCCGCUCACAGCGCUGAACUCGAGCUUCGACAAGACUGAGGUCGAAAUAACCAGCUCUCUCACCAACAAGGUGUCGUCCAACUUGAGGAAGGCGCUCAGGGAACAACACCUGUGCCUGGUCUUUGGCAACGCAGACGCGGGCGAAGGCCAUCGCAUCUGGAAUCGUCAACGUGCGGACAGAAAUGACCUGGAGAUCCAGAAGGGCGCAGGUCAGUUGAUUCGCACUGUAGCCGACGAAUGUGGUGGCCCUGUGGUGGUCAUUAUCCAUUCUGUUGGUCCUGUCAUCCUCGAAGACUUUGCUGAUUUGCAAUCCGUCAAGGCCAUUGUCUUUGCGAAUCUGCCUGGUCAGGAAAGCGGAAACUCCCUUGCUGACGUUCUGUUCGGACGAACCGAUGCUUCCGGACGGCUUCCUUACACAGUCGGCAAGUCCCUUGUGGACUAUGGACCAGGUGCUCCAGUGCUUUAUUAUCCCAACGCCAUCACCCCCCAGGUGGAUUUCAAGGAGGGUUUGUUCAUCGAUUAUCGGCAUUUUGACAAGGCGGGCAUUGAGCCCCGUUAUUCUUUCGGUCACGGAUUGUCUUUCACCACAUUCGACUUCUCUGACCUGGUUGUUACAAGUCUGAAAUCGAAAUCGGCCCUCCCUUCUGCAAGGCCUGCAACGCUGACACCGCCGAGCUUUGACGAAACCAUACCGCCUGUUGAGAGCGCGCUCAUCCCAAGCACAUUCACGAAGAUUCGAAAGUUCGUUUAUCCCUACCUAUCUAGAGCGGACAGAGUAAAGCAGGGCAAGUAUCCAUAUCCUGAUGGAUACGACAUUGUUCAGGAGCCGAGUGCUGCUGGAGGCGGCGAAGGAGGCAACCCUGCUCUGUUUGAAGAGCACGUCAAGGUCCAAGUGCGUGUUACAAACACAGGAAGCCGCAAAGGAAAGUCCGUGGUACAAUUGUAUGUGUCGUUCCCUCCAGCGAUAAAGGAACCAUCCACGAAUGAAAUCAUCGAAACACCGAUGAGGGUGUUGCGCAACUUCACAAAGAUUGAGCUUGAGGCGGGUGCAGAACAAGUGGUCAACCUCAGUCUGACACGCAAGGAUUUGAGUUACUGGUCGGUGGCCCAACAGAACUGGGUGAUGCCUGAUGGUCGGUUCACCUUGGCUGUGGGUCGCAGUUCGAGAGAUCUGCCUCUGCAGGGAACGUAUUGAUCGCCUGAAGCAGACGCAUAAUAUCGAGUCAGAGAUUGCGGAGUCAGGUUGGUGCGCGCCAUACCGUGAGGAGCUUGUCAAUACGGGUCUCGACAGCCCUGCGCGCCAUCUUGUCUACCGGAACUGGCGAACAAACACAAUCUUGGGACUAGAUCAUCUGAUAUACGAGUCGACACUGUCAACGCGACAUGCCACUGAUCUGCUUCAACCUCGGACCAAAUGUCGCUUCCUUGUUCGCCACAGUUCGACCGAGGACUCUGCUACCACCUUGUCCCCGCAUUCCCCCACAUGGAGUUUACAAAGAAGAGCCUCUAUUGACUCCAGGACAUGGGCCCUAGUGUCGUCCUGAUUUCACAGAUGCUCACUUUGGCGGGCCUUGCUUCCUCAUCCGGUAUUGAUGAUUGGCUCAUCAGCAAUCUCGAGCGACGCCGGCCCGGUGUUCUGGACAUCGUGAUUCAGCUACGCUAAGUCCCAGGACCGCGGUCCGAUGGUAUAAAGGGACGCGGACGGAAGGCAGUUGGAAGUUAUCUUACAUAGACUGUGGCAGAACCCAUUAACCCCGCUGCUCUUUCAUCUGGAGGGCUGAGACCGCUUUGAUUAUAAGUUAC
Molecule: messenger RNA, 3750 nt
Organism: Cladophialophora immunda
Lineage: Eukaryota; Fungi; Ascomycota; Eurotiomycetes; Chaetothyriales; Herpotrichiellaceae
Exons: 2
Coding region: 263-3142 (959 amino acids)
Biological process (GO): glucan catabolic process
Molecular function (GO): beta-glucosidase activity
Source: RefSeq, a predicted model, not a curated record